Messenger RNA from Candoia aspera, 2651 nucleotides. RefSeq names its product VPS37A subunit of ESCRT-I (gene VPS37A). The record is from RefSeq and is a predicted model, not a curated record. Lineage: Eukaryota; Metazoa; Chordata; Lepidosauria; Squamata; Candoiidae. The transcript is spliced from 12 exons. The coding region runs from base 291 to 1511 and encodes 406 amino acids. Gene Ontology annotation, biological process: protein targeting to vacuole; protein targeting to membrane; ubiquitin-dependent protein catabolic process via the multivesicular body sorting pathway. Gene Ontology annotation, cellular component: ESCRT I complex.
GCUCUCGGCCAAUCGGGCUCUGAACUCGCCCCUCGCAGCGCUUUCCACCAAUGGAAGGCGACGGCCGGCGAUGACGCGCCUAGCGGGUCGCGCGCAGGCGUGUUUUUCCUCAGGGUCCGGGAGGAGGAGCGACGCCGUCGGUCGCGUUCACGCUCUCGGCGCUCCGGCUUCAGCCGGGCGGGAGAAGAGACCCGCGGAGGAGGACAAGGUGCCGGCGGCGAGGCCAGGGAAAGGCCCCUUUCCGCGCAACGUCUUGCUCUUCCUGGGUUGGCAAGGGAGCUAGAGAGAGGAUGAGCUGGCUCUUCCACUACUCCAAAGGGGGUAGCGGUGGCGGAGCCGCCGCCGCCGCCACCUCUUCCUCCUCCGCCGGCGGAGCUGUGUUGCCUUCCACUCUCACCAGCCUCCAACAGCAGCGGCAGCGGCAGAUCGAGUCCCUGCGCAGCGCCCAUGCCGCUAUAGCUGAAAUACAAAAAGAUGUGGAAUAUCGGUUGCCGUUCACUGUAAAUAACCUGACAAUUAAUAUAAAUAUCUUGCUUCCUCCUCAGUUUCCUCAGGAAAAGCCAGUCAUCAGUGUUUUCCCACCAAUACGGCACCAUGUAAUGGACAAACAAGGAGUAUAUGUGACCUCUCCAUUAAUUAGUAAUUUUACAAUGCACUCUGACCUUGGCAAAAUUGUUCAAAGUAUACUUGAUGAAUUUUGGAAAAAUCCUCCAGUUUUGGCUCCCAAUGCAACAACAUUCCCAUACCUUUACAGCAAACCAACUGGAAUUCCUACAUAUGCUCAGAAUUUUCCAUUUCUUUCUCCGUAUCUGCCACAAGAAACAAAUAGGUCUAUAGCAUCUGUGCCCCUUGCAGAAUCACUUUCUUCAGGUUAUACUACAGAUAGACCUGCAGCUCCUUCCUUUGGCAUGAUAACUGAGUUGCCAUUACCUGUUCCAACAACAGAAACAUUACCACAGGGAAACCAAAAUGGAUUCGGGUAUAAAAUGCCUGAUGUUCCAGAUGCAUUUCCAGAAUUAUCAGAACUAAGCAUAUCACAGCUGACAGACAUGAAUGAACAAGAAGACAUACUGCUAGAACAGUUUGUAAAUCUGCCCCAAUUAAAGCAUAUUAUUAAUGAUAAAGAUGAUUUAGUUCAAAGUAUUGAAGAACUAGCAAAAAAAAAUUUAUUAUUGGAACCAAGCUUGGAGGCAAAAAGGCAAACAAUACUAGAUAAAUAUGAACAACUGAUUCAUUUGAAGACUACAUUUGAAAAGAAGGUGCAAAGGCAGCAUGAACUUAGUGAGAGUUGCAGUGCAAGUGCUCUGCAGGCAAGAUUGAAAGUGGCUGCCCAUGAAGCUGAAGAGGAGUCUGACACUAUUGCAGAAGACUUUCUGGAAGGGAAAACAGAAAUAGAUGAUUUUCUUAGUAGUUUCAUGGAGAAAAGAACAAUUUGCCACUGUAGAAGAGCCAAAGAAGAAAAGCUACAGCAGGCAAUAGCAAUGCGUGGCCAAUUUCAUGCUCCAUUAUAGAUUUUUUUUCCAGCUAAUCAGACUUUUAAGGCAACAAAUCCAGCAAAGCACAUUUUCAUAGAUCUAUUAUUUUGCAAAUAAGCAUUUCAUUAUGGUUGUAUUUAUAGAAAAAAAACUGUAUAUAGAGCUGGGGUGAUUUUUUUGUACAAAUUAGAGUGUCUUUCUAUUCUUAUUUUAUUCAAAAUGUACUUCUACUGCAAUUUUUGCACUAAUAUUUCCUGUUAUCGAUUAUCCUUACCAUAUUUAAUUUCCUGCUGCUGUCUCCACCACCUUUAUAGAUUAAAUAUUUAAACACGUAAUUUUGACUAGAUUUUUAAAUUUUAUACAGCAUAAUCCAUAACUUUCUUAUUAAAUACUGGCUGGUUUGUUUGGGAGGUGUAGAAAUGUUGGUUGGUUAAAGUAAGUUGCAAAGUGUUGACAGAUAAGGUAGGUUUCUUCAUCCUGCUUUACCAGAAAGCACCAGAAUUCAGUUUCUUGAAAUCAGUUUUUCAGCCAUUUUUGUUUCAUGUCAAUAUAUAAAUAAAUACAGAUUCAAAUACUGAAUUCAGCACACUAAUGCAAUCAGAUCUAAGAAACUUAAGACCUAAGAGGCUUAAGCAGUCCUUCAAACUUUUAGAGGAAGUCAGUGUGAUUUUGUGUAGACACCUUCUUUGCGAUUCUGCCGCUCGCUGCUUUGGGAAAUAUCCUACCUCAACCCUCAAAUGGAGAUAGGCAUAAUUCUCUCAUACUCCAUUCUCGCUUCUUUCUUUCCAACUUGUGAUUCCAUUAGAAUGUAUUGAAACAAGUAAAUGGGCACAUUGUAUAAGAUCUUGGUAUUCAGACAUUUGCUUUAUUUCCUCAUUUCUCAUUUCCCCUAGUGUGCACAUAAAAGCACUUUUGAAAUCAAGAAGGAAAGAGGAACUUUAUCAUUCAUAUGUAUGUAUGUAUGUAUGAUCAACAAGAGAUUAUUUAGAUCCAGUAGAGUAGAAUCAUCUCUGAGUCACCUGCAUCAGACAUAAAAUAAGCAAGCUUGUUCACAUGCUCAGUAUUGUUGGUAGAAUGUAGUGAAAUAACUGCAGCUCUAAAUCAAUCUCCUACAGAGAUAAAAUUUAGAAUCUUAUCCUACACUAAGAAUAAAACCAAAGAAUUUUAUUUUCAUAU